Molecule: messenger RNA, 2446 nt
Organism: Heterocephalus glaber (naked mole-rat)
Lineage: Eukaryota; Metazoa; Chordata; Mammalia; Rodentia; Bathyergidae
Source: RefSeq, a predicted model, not a curated record
UGCGCGCAGCAGGGGAUGCCGGGAGCGCGCAGUGGCGGCAGCAGCGGCGACGGCAGUAAUAGCGGCGGCUCCAGCGAGGACGCUAGCGGGGCGGUGACCGUGUGGGAGGUGGUCUCACUCUUGGGAAAACUACUAGGCACUGUCGCCGCCCUGAAGGUGAUUCUGUACCUGCUCCGGGUGUGCUUAGCGAUGGCCUGGAAAUCCGGCGGCGCCAGCCACUCGGAGCUAAUCCACAACCUCCGCAAAAAUGGAAUCAUCAAGACAGAUAAAGUAUUUGAAGUGAUGCUGGCUACAGACCGCUCCCACUAUGCAAAAUGUAACCCUUAUAUGGAUUCUCCACAAUCAAUAGGUUUCCAAGCAACAAUCAGUGCUCCACAUAUGCAUGCAUAUGCACUAGAACUUUUAUUUGAUCAACUGCAUGAAGGAGCUAAAGCUCUUGAUGUAGGAUCUGGAAGUGGAAUCCUUACUGCAUGUUUUGCACGUAUGGUUGGAUGUAAUGGAAAAGUCAUAGGAAUUGAUCACAUUAAGGAACUAGUAGAUGACUCAAUAAAUAAUGUCAGAAAGGACGAUCCAACACUUUUGUCUUCAGGGAGAGUACAAUUGGUUGUGGGAGAUGGAAGAAUGGGAUAUCCCGAAGAAGCCCCUUAUGAUGCUAUUCAUGUAGGAGCUGCAGCCCCAGUUGUGCCCCAGGCACUAAUAGACCAGUUGAAGCCUGGUGGAAGAUUGAUAUUGCCAGUUGGUCCUGCAGGUGGAAACCAAAUGUUGGAGCAGUACGAUAAGCUACAAGACGGCAGCGUCAAAAUGAAGCCUCUGAUGGGGGUGAUAUAUGUGCCUUUAACAGAUAAAGAAAAGCAGUGGUCCAGGUAGAGGGAGUGAGACCAGUGCACAGGAGUGUCAUUAGCUAAGGCUGCCUGAAUUUAGAUGCCAAGAUAAGUGAGGCUUUACAGUUUCCUUCUCUUAGAGUCUAAUUUUAGUUGACAAAAUGAUUCUUGUUUUAAGAUAAUUAUUUUCUUAGUAAGCACAUGGUAAUUAGUUUUCUGUAAAGAGGAAAGGCAAUUGAAAUGAAUGUUUAAUUGCAGAAAUGAUAAUGAAUCUACUUCAGUUUGUGCUAAACAGUGUUUCACUUUUAACCAAAUGCAGCUUGGCCUUGUAUAAGUUAGCUUACUAGGAACUGCAUUUUCUUCUUCAUCUUGUAUAGUUACAGCUAUUUUCUUUGAAUUCUAACCUGGAGCACAACUACUUGUUUUUGUUUUUGUUUUUUUUUGAGACAGUCUGCUUGUGUUGCCCAGGUUAGCUCUGAACUCAAGAUCCACCUUCCUCAGCCUCCCACAGUGUGCCACUGUGCUAGCUUAGCACAGCUACUUCUUUUUAAAAACAAUUUUUUUAAAAAACCUAUUUUUUUUUCAGUUAGAGUCAGAUAUAUAGUAGUUAUUAAUAACUAAUUACAACCUUCACUUUGCUUCUAGUGUGCUUCAAACACAACAUAAUUGUAUGAUUACCAUUGUUUAUAAAAGGGACAAAUAUUUCACUGAAAUAACUAAAGUUUGAUAUCAAGUAAGAGUUCAUAUUUUCUUUAGUAAAUUUGAAAUGUUUAAUUUUGUACAAAAUAAAAGUAUUGAACAUCCCACUUAUAAUUUAGUGAUGAUGGAAUUACAAAAUGGUAUUUUAUUUUUAUAACCAGAGGCAGGUUAACCAUGAAGCUAAUGAUGCUGAAGCUUCAGAGCCCUCGCUUCUCAAGGUCCUUUCCAGCCCUAAUUUUAUAAGCACAAAUUUUUCUUCAUAGAGAAGUUGUUCUCCUGUCUACAACUACAUAAACUUUAGGCACCACAAAGCCUGAAUCUACCCCUGAUAAAACCAAAGUAUUCAUGAGAAGAAUUUAGAAUAAUUUUUAAGUUUAUGGACAAUUAGUCCCCUACUAAACAUGUAAAUGUAUACUUAUUGGACUGGAGGUAUAACUUAGUGGUAGAGCACUUGCCUAGCAUGCACAAGGCCCUGGGUUCAAUCCCCAGCACUGCAAAAACAAAAUGACAACAACAACAAAAAUGGAUCUGAAAAGAUGUAAAUGAAGGUAAUAUAAUUUACUUUUCAAAAAGUGUAUACUUGUUUUUAUGAACUUCAAAUUUUAAACUAGCAGUUUUGCAUGUUUUCAUCAUUGGAGAUCAUUUCUCUAAUUGUACCAGGACUUAUUUUGCUGUUACUGGCUUUCUCUCUGUUCAAAUACAUUUUUCUAUAUCCAAAGACGUGAAUGUAAUUACAAAGAUACUCAGUUAUUUGAUUGUAAUUCUGGAAGUUUAGAGAUUAUAACAAUAUAACUAAAAGUGAAAUAAAAUCUAGAAACUAAGUUGGUAAAACAUCUACCACAUUAAAAUUUUUUUGCUAAAAGUUACUGGAAAAUAGAAUGUUGGAGAAGGUACAGUAUUGACAAUAAAAACCUUAGUCUCCUGUU